CUUGAAUGCACCACAGUAGUAAACUUCCACAUCCCGGUGUGACACUUUAUAUAAGAGACGUUUAUGAUCGCUCAAUAACUCCGGAUAGGACUUGAAAUGAGGGACAGGUCCAGCUGUUCCAGUGAACAACGCUUUAACCGAACUGCACAUUUGAGAUCAUAUUUUUACGUAACUAGCUAACGUUAAUUCGGUAACGCCUCCUUGUCACCUCUGUGUUCGGUUCCAAAGUACAACUAACGUUAACGUCAGAUUAGCGAGUUGAUGUGAGAGUUCACCGGGCCAAAGUGUAUUCUACCGGUUUGACCGGUUUGAUUCCCACCGACUGUUAAACGUUAAUGUCUGAAGUGUGUUUCUACAAGAAGCGACAUGAGUGGAAGAGGAGAAACCACCGAGGAGCCGUCCUCCAGAGCCUCAGCUCCCUCCCAGGCUAACGUUACCGACCAACAGAAGAGGAAGAGCAUUCUGAACGUGGUCUACCUCAUCACUGCUCUGGACAUCACAUGGAUGUUCUUACAGUUGUCUGUCACUCCUUAUUUGGCAAGGAAAACUGGGCUUUGACACCUUGUGUUUGGUUAUUUACAAACCAUGGUCGGUGUAGUCCAACUGAUUGGGGGUCCUGUGUUUGGAAGGUUUGGAGAUCUCUUCGGAGCGCGGGCAGCUUUGUCUCUGGCGUGUUCUGCUACGGUGGUUUUCUUUCUACUGCUGGCCAUCGCAGAGAGUCCUGCCAUGCUGUUCAUCCACAAACUCCCUACAGUCUUCAUGCAUGCCCUGCCUGCGUCUCAGAUGGUCGUUGCAGACCUGACAGAACCUGAAAAACGGGCAGAUGCUUUAUCCAAACUAGGUCUGUGUUUUGGCAUCGGUAUAAUAGCUGGGUCCACGUUGGGCGGCAAUCUUAACACACGCUAUGGGGAGACAUUUACUGCAUGUUUUGGUGCUGCGGGGAGUGCCUUCAAUUUACUGCUGGUUUUAAGUUUAUCCCAAAAAACUACCAAAUCUCAAGCUCCAAAAACCAACAAAGACGGUGAGAACAAAAAGAAGUCGAUAUUCAACGUGGGAGAGAUCACAAGACUGAUGAAGUUUCCAGGUGUGAAGCGGACUUUAGUUGUGAAGAUAGUUGCAGGUUUGCCAUCAGGCAUUUUUCAAGUGAUGUUCAGCAUCAUUGCGUUGGACUUUUUCAAGCUGCAACCUGAGCAGAAUGGCUAUCUGAUGGCUUACUUUGGCAUAGCCUCGAUGGUGGUUCAGGGAGGAGUGAUCGGUCGGCUCACAGGAAGAUACUCUGAGAACUCGCUGCUGCUUUUGUCUAUCGCAGUUUCUUCUUUGGUGGGACUGGCUCAGGCUUACAUGCAGAAUGUGUUCCACUUCUGCCUCACCGUCGUCCCGAUGAUGUUUUCUCUCAGUAUGUUUAACGUCAUCACAGACAGCAUGCUCACCAAGAGCGUCCCGUCCUCUGACACAGGCACGAUGAUGGGACUCUGUUCAUCAGUCCAGUGUCUGACUCGCACAAUCGGGCCGACUGUUGGCGGCUUCCUGUAUGUGAACUACGGCAUUUCCUCUAUAGGCUUUCUGCAGUUUGUUGUGAACAUCGCUGUGUUUGUGUACUGCUGCAGCGUCGCCUCAAGAAAACGGCCGAGAAACAGCAAUGACAUCGCUCAGCUUCUUUUCAUCCUCCACAAAUUCAGUGUUUGAUUUCUAUUUCUAUAUAUUCAUAUUGAAAUCACUCUGAUGACAUAAGGUCCAGUCCAUCCACUUCUUCAUUAUUCAGAUUUUGUUGCUCUGUUUAAUCUGUGGUGGAGAUUCAGGACCGAACCACUAGAUGGCAGCCAACCCUUCAUUUUACCUGAUGAUGCUUUUAUUUUACGUGGUUCAUCAUUCACACUACUUACACUUUAAAAAAACAGUUUUUAUUAAACAUCAUCAAAAAUGAUGAAAUAUUAGACCAAUCAACAUCACUCCUGAUUGAGCAUAGUUACAUCAGGACUAUUUUUGAUGAAAUUUUGUUUUCUUAUUUGUCUUUUCUUUUCGUAAAUCUUUAAAAAAUUAUGAUUUUAUUUUUGUAUAUUAAUAAAUGUAUUGCAUUCCAGACUUCC
Messenger RNA from Sebastes umbrosus (honeycomb rockfish), 2087 nucleotides. RefSeq names its product solute carrier family 22 member 18 (gene slc67a1). Gene Ontology annotation, molecular function: transmembrane transporter activity. Lineage: Eukaryota; Metazoa; Chordata; Actinopteri; Perciformes; Sebastidae. The record is from RefSeq and is a predicted model, not a curated record. Gene Ontology annotation, biological process: transmembrane transport.